AUGGAUUUGAAAUCAACACUUCUUCUCACUGGAGGCUCUGCCGGCUCUUUCAAACUGCUCAAUGCAGUCAUCAGAGUCCUGCCAACACCGCAGCCGGCACAGAGGAAAGCCUGGAAAUGGAGGAAUGUCAGCACGUCGUUAGCUCACAGCUGCCUGACAGGAGCGGGGGCUGUUUUAUGCUUUUACCGUCACCCUCAGAUGAUGGAGGACCUGAUCUCCUUUUGCUCCCUGCACUCCCACACCUGCACGCAUAUUUCUACCUCUCCUCCAGGGUAUUUUAUCCACGACUUCCUAGACAUGGCCUUGAACCAGCCCUUCAAACAGUCCUGGGAGCUACUCCUCCACCACUCUUUGGUGAUCUCAUGCUUCGGUUUGGCUGUGACGUCCCGCCUCUAUCUGGGUUUUGCAGCGGUGUCUCUGCUGGUAGAGAUCAACUCUGUUUUCCUUCAUCUCAGACAGCUCCUCAUCCUCUCAGGACGGAGGAACAAGCCAGGCACUGAACUCACCGCCCCUCAGCCCUCUCUCGCCUACAGCAUCACCAGCUGGCUCAACGUGGGAACGUAGGUGGUUCAGGA
This is a messenger RNA of Maylandia zebra (zebra mbuna), 575 nucleotides long. The record is from RefSeq and is a predicted model, not a curated record. NCBI's taxonomy places the organism in Eukaryota, Metazoa, Chordata, Actinopteri, Cichliformes, Cichlidae.